GCGGAUAAGCUCAAACUCGUACUGCUCCUGCUCUGCUCGUGUUCUCUCCGUAUUGAGCUCACACAAGGAGGGAAGGGAACUCCACCGAUCUGAAGCUGCUGCCGUUUCGACCAUGGCUGCACCUGCACGAGCGCUGACCGCUGCCAGAGCCAGACCAGGCCCACGCCUCUUCUUGCCUCCUCCAGGAGCGGGGCCAAGAAGAACCACUCCUCGGCGAUGACCGGGGCGCAGGUGGAGGCCGCGCUGAACCGCAAGAACGUCGAGGUGCUCCAGGGCGAGGAGGAGGAGCACCUCGCCACGGUGCUGCCGGACGACACCAUCGGCGAGGGCGCGCUGGACCUGGACGGCGGCGAGGACGCGUCGUGGGUGCCUGACCAGGGCACGGGCGUCUUCGUCCCCGCCGAUGCCAAUGCUGACGCUGACGACCACUGCGGCGGCGCUCAUCCCGCCACACCGCACCUGUACGGAGGCGCCACUCCGGGUGGGUCGACGGCGUCGGUGCUGGACCAGGCGGUGUUCGUGCGGGAGGAGGAGAUGGAGGACGUGGAGAGGCCCGCCAUGGACCUCACCGAUGCCAACGGCGGCAGCAACAACUAGGAUUACCUGGUGCAUCGAUCAGAGGCAGAGUGCAUGUACUAGUAGAGUUUCAGUAAGCUAGCAAAGUGUGUCUCUGUCAGACUCCGUGGUAGAAUCAAUAGUUAGAAUAAAUGCCAUGGACGCAUCUCG
Messenger RNA from Triticum dicoccoides, 726 nucleotides. RefSeq lists its product as uncharacterized. Bases 217 to 597 code for a protein of 126 amino acids. Lineage: Eukaryota; Viridiplantae; Streptophyta; Magnoliopsida; Poales; Poaceae. The record is from RefSeq and is a predicted model, not a curated record. The transcript is spliced from 2 exons.